AUGAACAGGAGCCAUCUUAGCAUGCAUGUCGGGCAUGUAACUGCUGCCAUCCGUGCCUGCUGGAACUCCGAAGGCCGAAGUGAUAAUGCUGCACGAAUGCUGUACAGCUUCAUGUUGGACAUCGGUUUGGAGCCGAACAUCGUAACAUUUACGUGUCUGCUGGGCGCUCAUGAGGCAGCGUCGGUGGAGGACAUUUGGAAGAUAUAUACAGACAUGCAGCAAGCUGGGGUGCAAGCCGACGUGGUUUUCGCAGAGACAUUCUUGAUCACAGUCUUGCGCAAGCCGAAGGCGGUGAAGUGGGAUUAUGAUGAGGCGGUGGUCGCCCUUCGUGGCUUAGAGCCCCAUCGAAUACAGGCUGCGCAAGCGGCCCUGAUGCACUUUAAGAAGACCAAGGUUCGUCUUUCAACGCUGAGCAGUCGCAUUGACCGCGCUCUUCAGAGGAUUGCAGCAGAGGGCACGUGA
Messenger RNA from Symbiodinium natans, 462 nucleotides. The record is from the annotation of a GenBank genome assembly. NCBI's taxonomy places the organism in Eukaryota, Dinophyceae, Suessiales, Symbiodiniaceae.